AUGCAGACAUUUGAAAAUUUUCUCGUGUGGUACAAUAACCUGGAGGUGGUGCUGUUUAUAGAAGCGGUCGAGAAAAUGAGUCAAUUCUGGCGAGAAAGGAAGAUUGACAUGUUCAAAGACGGGAUCUCGGUCCCUGGUUUAACCCUCAAGUACCUCUUCUCAUACCUCUCACCUCAAACUUACUUCAGUCUCUUCGAUCAAGCGAACAGCGAUCUCUAUCACCUCAUUAAAGACAACAACACAGGCGGCCCAAGUAAUAUUUUCCACCGAUAUCAUGUAGCAGGCAAAACAAAGAUCAGAGAAGCAGAGGAAGACGAGGCUGCUAAGCCGUGUGAGAAGAUCGUUGGCUAUGACGCAAACGCGUUGUAUCUCUGGGCGCUCAUACAAGAUAUGCCCACGGGAAGUUUC
Porites evermanni is the source of this 408-nucleotide messenger RNA. The record is from the annotation of a GenBank genome assembly. Lineage: Eukaryota; Metazoa; Cnidaria; Anthozoa; Scleractinia; Poritidae.